Molecule: messenger RNA, 1021 nt
Organism: Culicoides brevitarsis
Lineage: Eukaryota; Metazoa; Arthropoda; Insecta; Diptera; Ceratopogonidae
Gene: EloC
Product: elongin-C
Exons: 3
Coding region: 186-521 (111 amino acids)
Biological process (GO): ubiquitin-dependent protein catabolic process
Cellular component (GO): elongin complex
Molecular function (GO): protein-macromolecule adaptor activity
Source: RefSeq, a predicted model, not a curated record
UGAAUUAGCAAAAAAGGCGAAUUUGUUUCACUCACUGCUCGGUCCGAGAAAUUUGUUGCUCUUUUUCCGAACAAUAAAUUGGAUCAUCUACGGGAUACGGCCGUCAAUCACAUUGCCAAUCAGACAUCAAGUGGAUUCGCACCGCGACCUUUGGAACCAAAAAAACACAGCAAAACGCGUGAAGCAUGGACAAGACUGUACAAUAUGGAGGUGUUGAGGGCCCCGAUGCCAUGUACGUGAAACUCAUUUCGAGUGAUGGCCACGAGUUUAUUGUGAAACGCGAACAUGCCUUAACCUCGGGAACGAUCAAAGCAAUGUUAUCCGGUCCCGGGCAAUUUGCCGAGAACGAAGCGAACGAAGUUAAUUUUCGCGAGAUACCAUCCCACGUUUUGCAAAAGGUCUGCAUGUACUUUACGUACAAGGUUCGUUACACAAACAGCUCAACUGAAAUCCCAGAGUUCCCGAUUGCCCCGGAAAUCGCGUUGGAACUAUUGAUGGCCGCCAAUUUCCUUGACUGCUAAAUCAAAAAUGCAAAAAAACGAUGACGAUACGGCGAUUUAUGGACUACGAUGCACUGGAUACCAAUCAAACUCAAGUAAAACAGCCAAGUAGAGUUGUGCAGACACUCUCAACAACAAAUUCAUAUAUUUAUAAAUAAUUUUUUUCGGGUGUUGAUGUGUCGUUAACUUUUGUAACAUGCAGAAAUGGUGAAAAAUCAAGACGAAACCAGAGAAAAUCGAAAAGAAAAGAAGACGGAGAUCAUUACUUAUAUUAGUACAUAUUAUUUUUAUUAUCAUUACGCUUAGCAAAUUGCAUUCAGUAGCCAAGGAAAGCAACCAAUACCGAUAAAUGGGGAAGAAACAUAAUUAUUUUUAGUGGUAUAAUUUAUUUUGUUCUACCUUUUCUAAUUUCCUUACUACAAUCAUCAAUUUCUGUCCUUUUUGGUGUUAGAUUUAUAGACAAAAAAAAAAACAAAUUCACAAACACACUUUUGAUAAGACGUACAUUGACUUUCUUUGAU